AUGUCAUACAGUUCUGGCCAUCACAUGCCAAGUGAUGGCCUGUCCUCAACAUCUGAAAAUGCCUCUGGCGUUCGGCCAGGGUCGCAAAUCGCAGGGCCUGUCAAUUUUACACCCAGAAGUAGGACCUCAUCAUUCUCGAGCGUCGAAGAGACCGGCCCAGUGCUAGGGCCGUCACAUACCAAGAACUACCGUGGAACUCGACUAUCUAUGCUCCCACGCCCCAGAGCCGGUAGAACUGUAUCACCAAUUACCCCAGUAUCUGCUGCGUCUUCUCAGAAGUCCACACAAUCCAUUCCUUCAUCGCUUUCAAGUCCAGAGAUCAACAACCCAUCCUUGCUUGGGACUGGACAACAAGUGUCUUCCCCGAAACGGUCACGAAAUGUUCUUCGAAGACGUGCACCGACAAUAGGAAGACAUGUGGAGCAAUUACAAUCCCACAAGCUCAGCCUUGUGAUCCCUCAAGAGCCUCAACCCGUCAAUAUGAACAGUGCAACAAAGUACGGCACUCCGGAGACCCUGCCGUCAGGACAUUCGGCUUCAUCGGACAGAACCAGUCAUAGAAACGAGAGCAGUGCGACCCUGAGCUCGGCAACUUCCAGAUUUAAUGGCCCGGAAGAACUGGCAAGUCUCCGGACUACAGUUGAUACCCAGAACUUGCCACCUCCCCCUGCGCCAUUUCUCUCGGCAAGCAGUCCUUCAACAAGAUACUCCGAGUCCCCGAGUAUUUGGAGUCGAGGGUCUACUCCCACUUCAUUGUCUUCUUAUUCCCCAGGUAUCGUACACUCGACAAAGAUCGGCCGUCUCCGGCAGCCCAGCCCAUCACAGACACGGUUGCCGGUGUUUUCUCCUUCAAUCAUUCAAUCAAGUCCGAAACAAGAAAGACCUGAGCCAAAGACUCAGAAGCGAGUACCUUCGAAAUCUUCUGGUCUAAGCUCAGUAGGGACGGAUGAUCACAACCAGUCAACUUCCAAGUCUCCAUCUAACCACAUGCCAGGCCCACCAUACAGCUCUCCAACAAUAAAACCUUUGUCGAAUUUCAGUCCAUCAAAAUCCGGAGAUAUUGACACUGAAAAGGCCUGUAGAGAGGUCGAGGAAGCCGAAAGACGCCUAGUUGAUCCGCAAGGGGCCAAGGAAUGCUCCCCCGCACGUUUCGUGGAGACCCCACGCACUCCACCAAGACCAAGCAGAGAUGGAACUCAUCGCUUAGAGCUGGAAAAGUUACCUGUGGUACGGAGCAAUUUGCGGUAUAUCAGAUCGACGGGUCACACAAGACGCGAAUCCGCGGAAAAGAUCCUAGCGGCCAGCCUUCCUCAUCCCACUCCAAACCAAUCUGCCGCUGCAUCUAUUGACUCCUUACACUCGAGGAGUAUUUCGCGAGUCUCAUCUCAGGAUGACGGGUCUCCUGUGCUAUCUCGGAAAUCCCCUCGGACUUUGACAAAGGAGCCUCCUAAAGAACAACCAGAGUCGAAGAUGCCCGUACCAAAAAGGUUUGGUCUUUUCACGAAGAAGUCCAAGCCUGAUAUGACAGAGACUACCACAGAGCAAGCUCGUUUACCACGUAAAGGCCCCGCGGCUGGGACGGGACAUGAGGGCUAUGGAAAGUAUGGACAACGCGGCCGGAAAGCCAGUGGGAGUAGUAGCAGUGGCACAAGAACAAGGUCAACAAGCACGACGAGAAGUGUCGCCAGCAAAGGAAGCCUGUCCAGUAGGCCUGAGUUGGAGAUUGAUGAUUUCUUCAUGAGUCGUCUGGAACCUGUCAUCAUCAAUGGUGGCGGAAUGGACGGCGCGUCGUUGUCGCGGACGCAGAGCGAGCAAAGUAUGAGCAGCCUUAGUGUUGCCUCUACUUCGAAUUUGCCUCGGCAGGGUGCCCUCACACACUCGAAUGGUCAGUCUACUGACUCGCUUGCCACUUCAACGGGGACAUUUGGUGAUACUGUUACGCUUGUCGAGUCUGCUGGGACUGCGUCAAGGAACCGGAGCCCUGAGCGCGAACUGAAUACCAGGCGACCUAGUACUUCCGUAUCACGCAUGCCAGUUCCAAAGAGCAAAAGACAUGGUGUUUUUGCAAACACUCAAGCUGCUGUGACUACGACAUCUCUUACUAGCCAAGAACCAAGUGUCAAAGCUACACCUCAGCCAAAGAAAGCUGUUCAGAAACCCGCUGAGCGAACUAAAAAGUCCGAGCCAGCUCAGCAGCAACAAGCUAAGAAGGGAAAGACAUCCAUGUGGAAUUUCUUUCAGAAGAGUUCCAACGAGCACAAGAGCGGGCCUCCUAUCACAACUGCAUCCCAUACCGCCCAACUCCACGCGGCGAUUUCGCCGGUGCUGAACACUCGGCCUGUUGCCCACUAUGCAUUUGUCGACGCUGACUCGGACUCCCUGGAUGAGAUCAUCAACAAAAUCGAGGACUCCCCACCAACAGAAGAGGAAAAAAUCUUCCACCCAGUGGAAGUUCCAGCAGGUCUAAAUAUCAGAAAGAGAGAACCUUCAAUUUUGUUGCCUUCGCCACCAAAGCUUCAUGGAGAAUUUGAAAAUGACCGUCCAUCGCCGAAGAUUGCCAUGUUCAAUCGCAACCUCAUGCCUCCAGAGCUCGAAUCGUCACCUGAAGUAGAGCGCCCAAGACGAUUAGCUUCCGUAGGCAGAAUUCCUCAGGUUGUCUCGCGGCGCGAUAGACAACAUCGACCAGCGAUGCAGUCCUUCUCUCGCCCAUUUAGUGUCGUUGAAUCUCCAGCUCUCACUGCUCCCACGACAGGUGCUCCGCAUGAGUCUCCAUUGAUCAGCGAUGCACCUCUGGACCUGGGAAUCGGGCCCAGCGAGCCUAGAUGGGGCCAUGGGCUUAGCCCUGCGUUCAGUGCUUCCGAGGAAGCCAGUGCUUUGGAUUUCCUCGCUGGACCAUUCUCAGACUAUGAGUUCCUCAAGUUCCCACCGAAGAAGGGUUCGACCUCGUCGGAUAGCUCUGCUGCUUUGGCUGCAGUAACUGCCGUCGCUCCAGUGCCCGGCUCACCACCUACUGAAGAUGAGGUGUGGAAUGAGUUUGAUGAUCUGAUCGAUCAUGUUCUUUCGCCAGAGGGGCCGGAGUCAAAGGAGCCUGUUAAGCCUGAAGAUGAUGCCAGAUUCGAACUUGCUACCAUGGCGAGUAGAGCUCUUCAGGAUGAGUUGAAUAAUCCCACUCCUAUUCAGCGAGGACCGGGUGAGGACUCAGUACGGUCAAGUGCCAGUUCUGUUCGGCUACGUCGUUCUCGGAUUGUUUCGGCCUUGCAAUCUUCUACGGCUCCUUCGUCUCAACCUUCCUAUAGCGAUCUCGUUUCCAGGUAUGGGGAUUUGACAGAAGAUAAGAUCAAUGCGGAGAAGGAUGAGGAUGUUUCGGCUCCUGUUGAAGAGCCAUCUUCCAUUGACCAGCGCUGGGAACAACAGUCGACAUUUCUUCAGUCUCUCGCUGCUGUCCCUUCACCCCGACCGAAGAUUCACCGUUCACAAGAGGCUGGAUCCUCCGAGCGUGAGUGGGAUGCUGUGACGCGCACGAACAUGCGCUCGGCCUCGCUUAUGACUAGUCGCUGGCUUUCAUUUGGCCGGGUCCUCUUCAGUCCGGCACAUAACCACGUCAAGACCGGAGGCCAAGGCAGAAUCCUGGUAGUCGAUGGGCUUGGGAACGACGAUUGGUCUUUCUAUUGCUCCUUGACUUAUCCCGAUGCAGAGGUAUACAGCCUUGGAGGUCGUCCGGUGUCUACAGCAGCUCCUCACCCCGCAGCAUGGCAGCCUCCGACAAACCAUCACACGGUAUACCACGCCGGGCUGAGCAACCCGCUCCCAUUCCCAAAGGACUACUUUACCGUCGCUGUUCUCCGAUUCCCCGCCGUCUGCUCCGAGACUGUUCAAGGCAACAUUGUACAAGAAUGCAAACGAGUCCUCCGUACAGGCGGGUACUUGGAGAUGUGCCUCCUAGACAGAGAUAUGGUCAACAUGGGACCGCGUACCCGCAAAGCAGUCCGCCAGCUAAAGGAAACAACCUGCCUAUCCGAUUCAACGAUCAGCCUCAAACCAACUAGCGACAGUGUCCAACGCCAACUCGGCACCCAGGGUUUCGACAAUCUCCGUCGCUGCAUGGUCCGCAUCCCAGUAGCAGGAAUGGUCGUCCGCUCCUCCGCAUCUACUACAUCCUCAUCCCAAUCCUUCUCAACAUCAGCCCCCUCCGACGCCUUUUCUCUCCCAACAAUUUCCAUCACCACUGCAACAGGAAGCCAGAACACAAGAAGCACAUCUAAAUUCCCCUCUGAUGAUGCAAACAUCUCUCUAGGUGAUCUCCUCUCCGACCCAUCUCCAUCCCCAGCAAAUGACGAAUCUAUCGCGAAGAUCGUCGCUCGUGUCGGGCGCUGGUGGUACUCGAAAUGCUAUGAAGAUCCCGUCCUCUCCGGCGGAGACAGCGAUACCAGCAUGUGGCGUGACCGUAAAGUCCUGCGCGAGUGUCAGAGGAGAGGAAGUGGCUUCCGUAUGUUGAUUGCAUAUGCCCAGAAACCAAGCGAGGUUCCGCGGCGCACGGCGAGUGUUUAG
Molecule: messenger RNA, 4548 nt
Organism: Penicillium antarcticum
Lineage: Eukaryota; Fungi; Ascomycota; Eurotiomycetes; Eurotiales; Aspergillaceae
Exons: 1
Coding region: 1-4548 (1515 amino acids)
Source: RefSeq, a predicted model, not a curated record